AUGUUGGAUGAUAACAAAAAGAUUGGCAUUGGCCUCUGCGGCAUUGGAGUCCUCUUCGUGAUGCUCGGCGUCUUUCUGCUCUUUGAUCGUACCCUGUUGGCGCUAGGGAAUGUCGCCUUUCUGGUUGGUCUUGCCCUUCUCCUGGGCCCCACGAAGGCUUUCAAGUUCUUUUUCCGGAAAGAGAAGUGGAAGGGCACGACUGGAUACUUCGUGGGAAUCGCCAUCAUCGUUGUGGGCUGGCCUUUUGUCGGCUUCAUUACAGAAAUGUAUGGCAUAUGGAAGCUUUUCGCGGCCUUCCUGCCCAAUGUCCUGGCUUCACUCAAGAUGACAGUGCCAGGAGCGGCCACGGUCCUCAAUAUGUGGCCGCUGUCUUCACUGUGCAAUUUGAUCUACGAUCAACGCCGACUGCCGGUGUGA
Symbiodinium necroappetens is the source of this 417-nucleotide messenger RNA. Lineage: Eukaryota; Dinophyceae; Suessiales; Symbiodiniaceae. The record is from the annotation of a GenBank genome assembly.